Rhododendron vialii is the source of this 1470-nucleotide messenger RNA. RefSeq names its product PKS-NRPS hybrid synthetase cheA-like. Lineage: Eukaryota; Viridiplantae; Streptophyta; Magnoliopsida; Ericales; Ericaceae. Gene Ontology annotation, biological process: regulation of DNA-templated transcription. The record is from RefSeq and is a predicted model, not a curated record. The transcript has 6 exons. Bases 1 to 1470 code for a protein of 489 amino acids. Gene Ontology annotation, molecular function: zinc ion binding.
AUGGAUCCCAACGCACUUCCAUCCAUUAUUGUCACAAAUAGGGAGUUGGCGCUUAUGAAUGCCAUCGCACAUGUUUUCCCUCAAGCUACCAACCUCCUAUGCAGGUGGCAUAUUGGCAAGAAUGUAUUAGCCAAGUAUAGAAAGAUGUUUGAUGACAAGAUGUGGGAGGAGUUUAUUUGCAGUUGGGGCCUAGUUGUCCUUUCAUCGAGUGUUGCACAGUAUGAGGAGUGCCUUUGUGUUUUGAAGCGUAAUUUUGAAAUGGUUCCUGCAGCACUUGAGUACGUCGAGAAAAAUUGGUUGGUACCCUACAAAGAGAGGUUUGUAGGAGCUUGGACGGACAAAGUCAUGCAUUUCGGAAACCUAACAAGUAACAGGGCGGAGAGUUCACAUUCGAAGCUAAAAAAUCAUCUUGAAAACUCGCAAUGCAAUUUUGAUACUAUAUGGGAGAAGAUUCACAGAUUGAUGCUGUUACAAGUUACUGAAUUCAAAGCUUCGUUUGAGAAGAGCCUUAAUUCUAUGCAACAUGAUUUUAGGACAACUCUAUUUGAUAGGCUAAGGGGAGUCGUUUCGUCAAAUGCCAUGACACUUGUUUUAGCGGCAUCCUAUCAAGUCGAAUGGUUUGUGGAAUCGAAGCGUCAGUGCGAGUGUUCUUUGAGGCACACCCAUGGUUUACCUUGCGCUCAUGAGAUUGCUCCUUACAAGAUGGCAAAUAUCUCUCUACCGAUUGAGUUAAUCUACGACCAUUGGAAGAGGCUUUCUUUGCUUGCACCCCAGAAUGAGGGUUCGAUGGAGGAGACGCUUUUGGCUCACUUUGAUUGUUUUUACAACAAGUUCUUGAAUGAAGAUCAAUUUGAUGUAAAGCUAAAUUAUGUUAAGAAAAUGCAAGAGCUUGCUCAUCCAAAAACCAGUACUCUCCUUGGACCCAAAGUGAAUGCACAACCACGCGGUCGGAAGUCAACGAAAGAAAAAAAUGCAGCCAAAGAACAAAAUUCGACGCGUAGGGAUCCCUCAGAAUUUGAGCAUUUCCCAGAAGCAAUAAGACCUUACAUAGAAUCGGUCAAGGAUGUUGAAGAUGAUGGGAAUUGUGGGUUUCGAGCAGUGUCGGGCUUCAUGAAAGACGAUGUUCAUGAGUGGUUAAUGGUUCAAUGUCUUACAUUCCUCCCCCUCCAAUCGAAGCCUUUACCGUCCAUGAAACGAAAGGUUAUUACUAUCGGGUUUGUUGACGGCGGAUACUUUGUACAGCUAUUCCUUAAAAAAGGUUCCCCUAUGCCGCUAAUAGCUUGCAAUUGGAAAAAAUAUUGUCUUUCUAUCGCUAAAAAUUGGGAUGCAGCACAUGUUGCCGCCAUUCAGAAGUUCAACGAAAUCAUCGGCGUUGACGUAGCAACAAAGGAGUGGGUUAUAUGGAGUACGAAAUGGGUUUUUGGAGCAAAGUUCUUUCUCGUCAAACGUGCUGACAAGAGUAUUCAAUGA